Messenger RNA from Peronospora farinosa, 951 nucleotides. The record is from the annotation of a GenBank genome assembly. NCBI's taxonomy places the organism in Eukaryota, Oomycota, Peronosporomycetes, Peronosporales, Peronosporaceae.
AUGGUGACGUUCAGCGCGGCCGAGGCGGCCGUAUACGAUCGGCAAAUGCGUUUAUGGGGCAUAGAGGCCCAGAAGCGUCUACAAAAUUCACACGUUUUGGUCAGUGGUCUCUCAACGCUAGGCUUAGAACUUGUCAAGAACUUGGUGCUCGCUGGUAUGGGCGUUACGCUGCAUGACACGCAACCAGCGACGCAAACGGCAGUGGACUCCCAAUUUUUUCUAUUGGAGGAGGAUGUGGGCAAAAACCGUGCUGAGGCGUGUCUACCGCGCGUACAGGAACUUAAUCCAUUGGUACAGGUUACAAGUAUAACCAAGUCACUCACGGACCUCCCGGACGAUUUUUUUAAACAAUUUACAGUCGUGUGUUUGGUGGGGGCCGAGCUGGACACGGAGCUGAGGUUGGACGCCCUGUGCCGUUCAUGUGGCACGGCAUUUUACGCUGCCAGGAGUUUCGGCUUUGAUGGUAUCGUGUUUGCCGACUUGGGGGAGCACAAGUUCCGUCGAGAUACAGUGAGAGCUGAUGCAGCGCUAAACGAGACGCUGACGGUCAAGUUUCCGACUUUGGAAGAGGUUCAGAAGGUCCAGUGGAGCUCAUUGCAGAGUUCUCGCAAGCGCGCACCUCAGCUACCACAGGUUUUUGUAAAGAACCAACUGUUGCAAGGGUUUAAAAGGCAGAAGGGCAGGACGGAAAUUACUAGCAAUGACCAGGUGGACUUUACCCAGUAUGCGAGAGAGCAGUUCCAACGCAACGGACUUGACGAAGAAUACCUUUCGCCGAACGAGCUGCAGGCGCUGGUUCGCGUCGUGGACACUGAGCUCGUGCCGGUCUGCGCUAUCGUAGCAGGAAUAAUGGGUCAAGAGGUAGUUAGAGCCAUCUCGCAAAAGGACGAACCUAUUUGCAACAUCUUUUGCUUCGAUGGGGCUACAGGCGUUGUGCGACGAGUGGGGUAG